This is a messenger RNA of Ostertagia ostertagi, 828 nucleotides long. NCBI's taxonomy places the organism in Eukaryota, Metazoa, Nematoda, Chromadorea, Rhabditida, Trichostrongylidae. The record is from the annotation of a GenBank genome assembly.
CGGCGUACCUCCCUUUUUAUUUUACCAUUGUACCUGCUGAGAAUUAUUUCAGGUACCUGUUACUUCGCAGCUAAACAAUGGUAUAAUGGAAGAGGGUUAUUUAUUAAUUGUUUCUCUCAAAUGAAGCACAAUCAGUAUACGGGUGUUCCAAUUGGUGGUAUCGGAUGUGGAUCGAUAGGUACGGAUUUUCGUGGUGCUUUCAAUAAGUUUUCACUUUCACCGGGUAUUAAAGAGCAUUUAUUCUCACUGUACAUUCGUCUGACGGAAAGGAAUUUAUUUACCAAACGCCUUCUUUCUGCCGCCGACUUUGAUGAUUCUACGUUGUCUGACUGGUGCUCUCACGUUAAUGGCGAAGAUAUCAGAUAUCAGCGAGGCCUUUUUCCUCGCGCAUGGCGUGAAUUCCGGAUAGCUGACCUUGACUUGACACUUAUAUGUGAACAGAUUUCGCCAAUUAUUCCACAUAAUUAUGAGGACAGCUCCUUUCCAGUUUGCAAUUUCUACUGGACCAUUAUAAAUGAAUCAAAAAACGAUUAUUCGAUAUCACUAACAUUCACGUUCCGGAACGGUACUGGAAAUCCAAAAUGGGACAAUGAAUCUGAGUGCGAAGCUAAUGAGUUGACGACGAAGUCCGCAGCGGGAAUGACAUUGAGCCAUUCAAUCAACUCGAUGCCGGUCAAUUACGCCAUAGCUUCCGAAAAGGCCGGUGACACAAAGAUCAGCUACAGCACUUUCAAUCCUUGUUCACUGAGUGGAAGCGAAAUUUGGGAGACCCUCAGUAGUACCGGAUCACUGUCUGGAGGUUUCUACAUCACAAAUCAUUUGUUUAUU